Molecule: messenger RNA, 1161 nt
Organism: Miscanthus lutarioriparius
Lineage: Eukaryota; Viridiplantae; Streptophyta; Magnoliopsida; Poales; Poaceae
Source: the annotation of a GenBank genome assembly
AUGCUUGCCCUUGUUGGAUCAAGAGAAGGUCCUGUUCAAUCACAGACGUGCCUCGGUGUUAGAGUGCAGCUCAUGUUCCCAGCUGGGCAAAAUGUUCCCUCCAAGACGAUGAUCCAAAUGCAGAAUGAUUAUUCAUCCAGCGCGCUGAUACCUGGUCUGCCAGAAGAUGUGGCAAAGAUUUGCCUUGCUCUUGUUCCUCGGAGAUAUUUCCCUGGCAUGGGUGCUGUGUCAAAGAGGUGGAUGGCAUUCAUUGGGAGCAGAGAAUUCAUCGCCGUCCGGAAGGAGGUUGGGAAGGUUGAAGAGUGGAUUUAUGUCCUGACCACUGAAGCAGGCAGAAAUGGAAGCUGUUGGGAGGUGUUCGGGAGCCUGGAUCAGAAGAAGAGAAGACUUCCACCUAUGCCUGGGCCAAACAAAGCUGGGUUUGGUGUGGUGGUUCUUGAUGGAAAGCUUUUUGUCAUGGCUGGCUAUGCUGCUGACCAUGGGAAAGAAUUUGUUUCUGAUGAGGUUUACUGCUAUCAUGCCUGUCUGAACAGGUGGACUGCAUUUGCCAAGAUGAAUGUUGCACGACGCGACUUUGCCUGCGCAGAGGUCAAGGGUGUGAUAUAUGUAGCUGGUGGAUUUGGCCUCGCUGGCGAUAGCCUGAGCAGCGUCGAAGCAUACAAUCUACAGCAGAACAAAUGGACACUGAUCGAGAGCCUUCGCAGGCCGAGGUGGGGCUGCUUUGGUUGUGGGUUCAAUGACAAGCUGUACAUCAUGGGUGGGCGUUCUAGCUUCACUAUUGGCAAUACACGCUCUGUCGACGUGUAUGAACCUGAUCUCCAAACCUGGGAGGAGCUCAAGGGAGGCUGUGUGAUGGUCACAUCUCAUGCUGUCCUUGGCAAGAGUCUGUUCUGCAUCGAGUGGAAGAACCAGCGAUCACUUGCAACAUUUAACCCGGCAGACAACUCUUGGCAGAAGAUCCCUGUGCCCCUUACUGGCAGUUCCAGCACUAAGUUUUCCCUUGGGGUGCUUGGCAUGAAGGUUCUUCUAUUCUCACUGGAGGAAGAACCUGGGUACCAAACACUGGCGUAUGAUCCUGCAGCACCCACAGGAUGUGAGUGGCAGACAACUAAGCUCAAGCCUUCAGGGUCGUGCAUAUGCAGUGUGAGCAUUGAAGUUUGA